This is a messenger RNA of Encephalitozoon romaleae SJ-2008, 984 nucleotides long. RefSeq lists its product as hypothetical. Gene Ontology annotation, biological process: rRNA processing. NCBI's taxonomy places the organism in Eukaryota, Fungi, Microsporidia, Unikaryonidae. The record is from RefSeq and is a predicted model, not a curated record. Bases 1 to 984 code for a protein of 327 amino acids. Gene Ontology annotation, cellular component: nucleolus; small-subunit processome. The transcript has a single exon.
AUGCCAGUAAACAAGAUUUCUGUUGCAGAUCUUGUCAAGUUUGAGGACGGAGAUAAGAUGGAUCUUGCAGAACUUGAGGAGAACAAGGAUUCUGUGUAUUUAGCCAUAAGGGAGGAAGUAUUCAAUGCAGCUGAGCAGAGGAAGAAGAAAAACAAAAGGACAAGAGAGAACUUUUAUGAAAUUGUUCCAUCGACGAGCUUAGAGAAGAUGAUGGACAAGAUUCUUCAUGGGGAAAAGACAAAGGAAUCUGGAGCCAUGGUUUUUGAAAGAAACUUCAAGUACGAGUUUGACAAGAAGAUGAGAAGAAUAAAGAGGAUAAAGAGUAAAGCGUACAGGAGGAUAAGAAGGCAGAGCAGACUCAAAAGCAAAGAGGCCAUGGAGGAGAAUACACAAGAAAAGCAAGGAGCAGAGCAGGACGAGGUACGGUCACGUAUCCCAGAUGUGCUUCUGAAGGAAGUGGAAGAAGUGGAGGAGGUGAAAGAAAACUUGCCUAUACUUAGCUUUGGAGGAGAUGAAAGUAGAGAAGAAAAUGAACAGGAGAAACUGGUUAGACUUGCAUUCAAAGAUGAUAUGGAGGAGCAAGAAAAAGUUUUUGCAAAAGAGAAGGAAGAGAUUAUGAAUGAAGAAGCCCCUCGAGUGGAGGAGGUUGUUCUUCCUGGAUGGGGAGAGUGGGCAGGCCCUGGGCUUGAAGUGAUCAAAACAAAGAAUAACACCAUAAGAAACAUUGUGGAGGGAAUAAAAUACUCCAACAGAAAGGACUUCAAUAGAUCACAUAUCAUAAUCAAUGAAAAAGCACCAGAAGUAGACAAGAGGUUCCUAGCAGAACUACCUUUUGGAUACACCGAGAGCGAGUACAAUGAGAAGAUUAAUGCUUCCGUGUCAAGAGAAAGAAACACGCUUCGAAUAUUUAAGAGGCUUGUCCGGGCAAAGACCUGUCACACAAAUGGAAAGAUAAUUGAACCAUUCCAUUAUAAUCCUGAGUAA